AUGGGCAAACACCCCGAGCCAGCCUCUCCCUCCGGCGCCCACUCCGCGCCCGCACACAGGCAGCAGUCCAUGCUGCUCGUGCCCAUGAGUGCUCCUGGGGUGACGGUGGUGCGGCCGCUGCUGGUGUUUGGAUAUGAUGAUGCCCCGCACGGGCACUCCGAGGUGCUCUUUGAGGGGGUUAAGGUGCCCAAGGCUAACGUGCUGCUGGGUGAAGGGCGAGGCUUCGAGAUUGCCCAGGUGCUCUUUGAGGGGGUUAAGGUGCCCAAGACGGAUGUGUUGCUGGGUGAAGGGCGAGGCUUUGAGAUCGCCCAGGGUCGGUUGGGUCCGGGUCGGCUGCACCACUGCAUGAGGCUCAUAGGAGCCACAGAGCGAGCCAUGGACUGCAUGCUCCAACGCCCGGGUCGAUUGCACCACUGCAUGCGGCUGAUAGGAGCCACAGAGCGAGCCAUGGACUGCAUGCUCCAACGCGCUCUCUCUCGGGUGGCGUUUGGGCGGCCGCUGGGCGGCAACGAGUCUGUGGUGCGGGAUACUGCCGAAUGCCGCAUCACCCUUGAGGCCACACGGCUGCUGGUACUGCAGGCGGCUUCUGAGUUGGACGCCAAGGGCAACAAGGAGGCACGGAUCGCUAUUGCCAUGGCUAAGGCGGCUGCUGUGUUGGAUGCACACGGGAACAAGGAAGCACGGAUUGCCAUUACCAUGGCUAAGGUGGCUGCCCCCCGGGCAGCUCAAAAAGUUUUGGACAGGGCGAUCCAGGUGCACGGGGGCGGAGGAGUGAGCUCGGACUUCCCUCUUGCCCGCCUGUGGACGGCAGCCCGCACUCUGCGCAUCGCUGACGGUCCAGAUGAGGUGCACCUGGCUUCCAUUGGGAAGAAGGAGCUGCGAGAUUGGCAAAAGAAGAUGAUGGGGGGUGGGAGCAGUGGCAGCUCGGGUAAAAGUGGAGCGUCAGCCCGCUUGUAG
Closterium sp. Naga37s-1 is the source of this 957-nucleotide messenger RNA. Lineage: Eukaryota; Viridiplantae; Streptophyta; Zygnematophyceae; Desmidiales; Closteriaceae. The record is from the annotation of a GenBank genome assembly.